This is a messenger RNA of Pocillopora meandrina, 1157 nucleotides long. The record is from the annotation of a GenBank genome assembly. NCBI's taxonomy places the organism in Eukaryota, Metazoa, Cnidaria, Anthozoa, Scleractinia, Pocilloporidae.
GGAACUGAAGUAUUUGACAAACUGAAACUGCUGUUGACCAAGAAAAUAUUACUGAAUGACAUAAAGAAACUUUCACCAGAUGCCCAGACGAGUUGCCUUGAAGGCUUCCAUGUGACCUUGAACUACUAGCAUCCUAAAAUGACUUGUUUUACUUGGCUGGGGACUCUCAGCAGGUAUGCAUGUCUUACAAAUUAAUUUUGGUAGUAUAGUUAUGCUUUUUCUUUUUUGAUCGAUCAUUUUUUUAAUCCUUUAAGUUGAUAAUGUAGAUUGGCCACCAUAGAGAGAUCUAAAGCUUUCUUAGCUUUAAAACCACUUUACUGAGGCCAAUCUACAAAAUCAACUCAGUUAAUAAAACCAAAUUAUUUUGUGAUACUCCUCUACAGAUACAAAACCAGUUUCAUUGUAAACUUACCUCCUUUAUUUCUGAGGGAGUCACAUGUAAAAAUUUCAUGUUCAUGUCUCUGACUUAAUUAGAACAGUUUAUCUAUGGUUGGUGUUUCUUUCUUUUAAAUGAUUUCCAGUCAUUUUUGUGUAUGAAUGUAUAAAAUGGACAUGAAUUUGCUCAUCUCUAUAACUUUUUUUAAAAGGCACAUACUUGCAAGUUUGUGUUUCAACGAGAACCUACAGAGGGAAACACAAAGGAAAUUUGAUGGAAAAGAAUACAUUCGAAUCACUUACCCAAAAUUUAAAAUAGGAGAGGAAGUUGUGCGAGAGGUGGCAUGCCCACCUACCUAUAGUAAGAAUAAAUAUUACAACAGUGAAUUAAGUCUUAUUUAAAAGAAAGCAACUUGAUUAAUUUUGGAAUACUUUGCUUUACUUGUCAUAUUCUCUGGUAAAACCCCGAAACUCUUUUGCAGAGUAUUAUUUCUAGUUUGGCAUACCCUGAACCUGAACUAUUUACAUACCUAUAUAUAUAUAUUAUAUAUAUAUAUAUUUUUUUUUAUUAUUUUUUUUUUCAAGGUUAUGCUGAUGGCUAGAAGAAAAUUCUCUACACUUUUCCUAAAGAAAAGAGGGAUGAAAUAAUCAAGAAGUAUGUAUCAAGAACACCUGAGCCCCUCAAUCAGCAGUUUUCAAAAAGACUAGGCAAGGAGGAAGCUAUAGAGGCAUAUAAGGCAAAAAAGAAAAUGAAGAAAACAGCACUGCAUCCAGCUGGUUAG